AUGAACGUUUGCAGUUCACGAUACUGUCAGUAUAAUUUGGCUGGCACCUAAAUGGUUCCAAUUCCAAAAUAUAGGGUUUAUUGUCCCUUCUGUAAACAUGCCUAUUAUUGUUCUCAAAGAUGUCGAGACAUUGAUUGGUAAAUUGAGUUAUUAUGUAAGGACUUCUGGACACAAAAACCAAUGUAUACCCUAAAACAUGUUAAAUUCAUAGGAAAUAGCCUAUAGUGACAAGGUGUCAACUUUGAGACAAAUGAAAAGAAGUCCGGAAGAGUUUGAACUCAUAUAUGAUUAUCCACAACUUGGCAAAGGCAGUUUUGGAGCUGUAAGGUUGGUGAAGGAUAGAACCAAUGGAUAAUUACAUGCAAUGAAGAUAGUACCUUUGAUUAUCAAUUGUAGAUGAACAAGAAAGAGAUUUUUGAGUACUGUUCGAUUGAAAAUCUUAAGCGAGAAAUUCGAAUACAGAGGAAGUUGAAUCAUCCCAAUAUUACUUAACUAUUCCAUUAUUUCGAGGACAAAGACAAAGUGUACCUCAUCUUGGAGUAUGCAGAACAUGGAUCCCUAUUCCAACUAUUAAAGAGGAGAGGAAAAUUGAAUGAAAUCGAGGCUCUUAAAUUCUUUAAGUAAACUUGUUUAGGAAUUGAUUAUUUGCAUCAACAAAAUAUAAUUCAUAGAGACCUCAAAGUAACUCAUUAUUUUUCAUAUGUAGCCUGAAAAUAUAUUAUUGGAUAUCACUGACACUGUCAAGAUUUGCGAUUUCGGAUGGUCAGCUGAAAAUUUGGGUUCAAAAAAGAGAAGCACUUUCUGCGGAACAAUAGAUUACAUGGCCCCUGAGAUGAUUGAAGAUAGACCUCAUGAUCACACUCUGGACAUCUGGUGUUUAGGAAUUCUACUCUACGAAUUACUACAUGGAGAAGCACCUUUCAAAGGGAAAAAUGACAUUGAAAAAUGCAACAAUAUUGUUAAAAUCAAUUACUAAAUACUGGAUAAUAGUUUGAGUUCGGAUGUUAAGGAUCUCAUAACGAGUCUUAUCAAGUAUCAAUAAAAAGAUAGAUUAACUAUGAAAUAGAUUUUGAAUCACAGAUGGCUCAACAAAAAUGAAUUCGAAUUGGAAAAGAUACCGAACCAAUAAAAUAGAGUCAGAGUCAACGGAAAUACUAUGCAUUCAGAAAAUCAGUAUUUCUCUAAAUCUACUGCUUCUUCCCAACAAUCUUUUAUAAGGUAAAAUGUAGCAUUCUAAUCUCAAACUGAAAAUUCUGUUUAAGAUUACAAAUAACAAUAUCGUCGUAGUAGACAUUCAGAAUCUUAAAAAAAAGAGAUCAGAUCAUAAACAGUAAAAUAAAGAAAUGAAACAUUCAUGCAGAAAUUAUUAGUUGCCUUAGGUUGUGUUAAAAGAGAGUCGUAUGUUGAUACAAGUUGUUUAGAUACUUAAAAAUAAUGA
This is a messenger RNA of Paramecium octaurelia, 1438 nucleotides long. Lineage: Eukaryota; Ciliophora; Oligohymenophorea; Peniculida; Parameciidae. The record is from the annotation of a GenBank genome assembly.